AUGGACAACCUCACUGUCUUCACAGAGUUCCUCCUCAUGGAUGUCACAGGCUCCCGGGAGCUCCAGGUUCUGCAAGAUCUUGGCAGCAUCUCAGUGGUUGUUCCCAGAGCCAUAGUGAAUUCCAUGACUGGUAGUAAGACCAUAUCCCUGACAGAGUGUGCUGGACAGAUGUUCUUAUAUACACUUUUUGCAGCUGUGGAAUUUGCAUUCCUAGCGGUUAUGUCCUAUGACCGCUAUGUGGCCAUUUGCUACCCUCUGCACUAUGGGCUCAUCAUCACUCCAAGGCUGUGCUCACAGGCUGCAGCUGGCUCCUGGGCCUCUGGUCUGGUAUACUCAGGCUGUGUAGCCUUUAUAUUUAUGUCAUAUAUCAAAAUUUUUUCAACUGUGCUCGAGAUGCAUUCCAUGGAAGCCCGUACCAAAGCCAUAUCCACAUGUACACCACAGUUGGCCAUUCUCUUUUUGUUUUUAAUUUCUGGGGUGGUGGCUGUCUUAGGUCCCAUUGCAAAGAAACCAUCCCUUAAGAAUCUGCUGACUGCUGUGUUCUACAGCAUGGUGCCUCCCUUCAUGAACCCCAUCAUCUACUGUCUACGCAACAGGGAGAUCAAUGCUGCUCUGCAAAGAAUGUUCAACAGAUUCUGUGUGUUUUCUGUGAAAAAUUUCUUGAGUAAAACAAAAAUAUCAUCUACCAUUGGAAUUUAG
Messenger RNA from Heterocephalus glaber (naked mole-rat), 699 nucleotides. NCBI's taxonomy places the organism in Eukaryota, Metazoa, Chordata, Mammalia, Rodentia, Bathyergidae. The record is from RefSeq and is a predicted model, not a curated record.